AUGUUUCGUUUGUUCACACAACGCAAUACACACCGAUGGUUGGAGGCACUGCCCGAUUUGCAGGCUGCUUACAAUGCAAGCGUUCACAGAGUAAUCGGUAUGAAACCCAAGGAUGUGAAGAUUGAACACGAAGAGUAUUUAUGGGACAAACUGUACGGAAAGGAAUUUCCGAAAGAAGCCAUUUUUCGUUUCCAAAUCGGGGACGUAGUUCGUAUCGCUCGAAUUCCCACCAGCCUGUUUGAGAAAGGAUCGACUGCCAAAUGGACAGAAGAGUAUUUUGUAGUCGCACAUCGCAGAGCGACAGAGCCACCCACCUAUAAGCUGCAUGACUUACAGCAAGAACUGAUCAAAGGCUCGUUUUAUGAACAUCAGAUGCAGAAAAUUGAGAUGCCAACGGAUGAGCAAACCUAUCACGUCGAUAUUUUAAAACGCCGGAAACGCAAGGGAAAGCUCCAAUUCUUCGUACACUACAGAGGCUGGCCGUCGAGUUUUGACGAAUGGGUGGACAAAGGACAAGUGACUCCCCUUACAUAA
Molecule: messenger RNA, 534 nt
Organism: Lineus longissimus
Lineage: Eukaryota; Metazoa; Nemertea; Pilidiophora; Heteronemertea; Lineidae
Exons: 1
Coding region: 1-534 (177 amino acids)
Source: RefSeq, a predicted model, not a curated record